Molecule: messenger RNA, 1621 nt
Organism: Saitoella complicata NRRL Y-17804
Lineage: Eukaryota; Fungi; Ascomycota; Saitoellomycetes; Saitoellales; Saitoellaceae
Product: PLP-dependent transferase
Exons: 3
Coding region: 374-1621 (415 amino acids)
Biological process (GO): L-aspartate biosynthetic process
Cellular component (GO): cytosol
Molecular function (GO): pyridoxal phosphate binding; L-aspartate:2-oxoglutarate transaminase activity
Source: RefSeq, a predicted model, not a curated record
UUCAGCUGGCGCGGCGGGUACUGGGGGAAAACAUCGGUUUAGUAAUUUGAUGGAGUGGAGGCGGAGGGCUUCUUCGGUUUCUGGACUUGGGCUGUGAGGGGGGGGGGGAGUGGGUUAGCGAACUGAGCGGUGGAUGUGUGCGAGCAAGCUGAGGGGUUUGAUGGUUACUUCUCUGUGAGCUUUGUAAAGAGAUGCGUCAAGGUCAUCUCUAUCUCUACCGCUAUCUCUAUGGCUAUGCUACGGAUUGGUCGGUGUGUGGGGCAGCAGUCGUGACGGAGAUGGUGGUGUGACUGCUGCGCCCAAUGGCUGACCCCUGACAACUCCCCACCCGAACAACAGAACAACAGAACAACAGACAUCACCAACAGCAAACAUGGCCCCCGUCGCUGCCUUCGCCGACGUGCCCUUGGCUCCUCCUGAUGCCAUCUUCCACUUGACAGCCUCCUACAAAGCAGACACAUUCAAGGACAAGAUCAACCUCGGCGUCGGUGCUUACCGCGACGAUGACGGGAAACCCUGGGUUCUCCCCGUCGUGAAGAAGGCCGACGAUCUCCUCCGAUCCGACCCAACCCUCGACCACGAAUACCUCCCAAUCGCAGGUCUCCCUGCCUUCACCUCCGCCGCCGCAAAGCUAGUCCUCGGCGCCGACUCACCCGCCAUCAAGGAAGAUCGCGUAACCUCCAUCCAAACCAUCUCCGGCACCGGCGCGAACCACCUCGGCGCCGUCUUCCUCUCCCGUUUCUACCGCAACGGAAAGAUGAAGUGUUACUUGUCCAACCCAACCUGGGCAAACCACAAAGCAAUCUUCGCAAACGCCGGUGUCGAGACCGCGGAGUACGCAUACUUCGACCCCCACUCCCUCGGUUUAGAUUUAGCUGGUAUGCUUCGCGCGAUGGAGACUUGCGAGGAGGGGAGUAUUUUUUUGUUGCAUGCUUGUGCGCAUAACCCCACCGGCGUCGACCCGACACAGGAACAAUGGAAGAUGAUUGCGGAGGUGAUGGAGAGGAGGAGGUUGUUUCCGUUCUUCGAUUGUGCGUAUCAAGGUUUCGCAUCUGGCUCUCUCGAAAAAGACGCGUGGGCGAUUCGUUAUUUCGUGCAGCGUGGGUUCGAGAUGCUCAUCUGCCAAUCCUUCGCCAAGAAUUUCGGGUUGUACGGGGAACGCGCGGGAUGUUUCCACUUUAUCGCCUCGACCCCCGACGCAGUCAAGCGUGUCGGUUCACAGUUGGCAAUCAUCCAACGUUCCGAAAUCAGCAACCCACCCGCGUACGGCGCCCGCCUCGUUUCCCUCAUCCUCAACUCCCCCCCGCUCUUCACCGAGUGGACACAAAACCUCUCGACCAUGGCCUCCCGCAUCAUCCUCAUGCGAUCCCUCCUCCAUUCCGAACUCGUCGCCCUCGGCACCCCGGGGAGUUGGGACCAUAUCGUUGAUCAGAUUGGUAUGUUUUCGUAUACGGGCUUGGGAGGGGAAGAGGUUAGGAAGUUGGUGGAGGAGAGUCAUGUUUAUUUGACGAGUAACGGGAGGAUUUCGAUGGCGGGGUUGACGAGGGGGAAUGUCAAGUAUUUUGCUAGGGCUGUGGAUAGGGUUGUUAGGGAGGGUGCGGGGGCGGGUGGGAAGUUGUAG